AUGGAAUCUGGUUGCCAAUAUAGUCCAGGAGAGAUCCCCAAAUCGACCACAUUGUUCGAUUUGAAUUAUCAGGGGGUGCUGCAGCACCCUCAGCAGCACUCAGAACAAUCAGCAGCCCUCAGCAGCCUCAGCACGCUUAGCAGCCCUCAGCAGCCAUCAGCACCCUUCAGCAGCCCUCAGCAGCCCUCAGCACCCUCAGUAGACCUCAGCAGCCUCAGCACCAUCAGCAGCCCUCAACACCUCAGCCCUCAGCAAACCUCAGCAGUCAUCAACACCCUCAACACCCUCAGCAGCCCUCAGCACCGAUCAGCAGGCCUCAGCACCCUCAGCAGCCAUCAGCAACCUCAACACCUUCAGCACUCUCAGCAGCCCUCAGCAGCCAUCAGCAACCUCAACACCUUCAGCACCCUCAGCAGAACUCAGCAGCCAUCAGCAACCUUCAGCACCUUCAGCACCCUCAGCAGCCCUCAGCACCCACAGGAGCCCUUAGCAGCCCUCAGCAAACCUCAGCAGCCAUCAACACCCUCAGCAGCCCUCAGCACCUUCAGCAGCCCUCAGCACCCAUCAGCACCCUUCAGCAGGCCUCAGCAUCCCUCAGCACCCUCAGCAGCCCUCAGAACCCUCAGCACCUCUCAGCAGCCAUCAACAGCCUCAGCAGCACUCAGCACCCUCAGCAGCCCUCUGCGCACUGAGCAGUCAUCAGUAGCCCUUGGCAUCCUCAGCAGCUCUCAACACCCUCAAGAGCUCUCAGGAGCCCUCAGCACCCCUCAGCACCCUCAGCACCCUCAGCAGUCCUCAGCAGCCUCCAGCAGCCCUCAGCACCCUCAGCAGCCCUCAGCACCCUCAGCAGCCCUCAGCGCCCUGAGCAGCCAUCAGCAGCCCUCGGCACCCCUUGGCAUCCUCAGCAGACUCAUCACCCUCAGGAACCAUCAGCACCCUUUGCAGCCAUCAGCACCCUCAGACCUCAGAGCAGCCCUCAGCACCCUCAGCAGCCUCAGCCACCCUCACCAUCAGCAGAUCUCAACAGCCCUCAGCAGCCUCAGCACCCUUAGCAGCCUCAGCAGCCCUCAGCAGCCUCAGCACCCACAGGAGCCCUCAGCAAACCUCAGCAGCCAUCAACACCCUCAGCAGCCUCAGCAGCCCUCAGCACCCUCAGCAGCCGUCAGCUGCUAUCAGAAGGCCUCAGCAGCCAUCAGCAGCCUCAGCGCCCUGAGCAGCCAUCAGCAGCCCUCGGCACCCCUUGCACCCUCAGCAUCCUCAGCAGACUCAUCACCCUCAGGAGCCAUCAGCACCCUUUGCAGCCACCAGCACUCUCAGACCCCAGAGCAGCCCUCAGCACCCUCAGCAGCGUCAGCCGCCCUCAGUAGCCUGAAGCGCCCUCAUCAGCCAUCAGCAGAUCUCAACAGCCCUCAGCAGCCAUCAGCAGCCUCAGCACCCUUAGCAGCCUCAGCAGCCCUUAGCAGCCCUCAGCAGCCUCAGCACCCACAGGAGCCCUCAGCAAACCUCAGCAGCCAUCAACACCCUCAGCAGCCCUCAGCAGCCCUCAGCACCCUCAGCAGCCAUCAGCUGCCAUCAGCAGGCCUCAGCAGCCAUCAGCACCCUCAGCACCCUCAGCAGCCCUCAGGAGCCCUCAGCAGCCCUCAGCAGCCAUCAACACCCUCAGCAGCCUCAGCAGCCCUCAGCACCCUCAGCAGCCAUCAGCUGCCAUCAGCAGCCAUCAGCAGCCAUCAGCAGCCAUCAGCAGCCUCAGCACACUUAGCAGCCUCAGCAGCCCACAGGAGCCCUCAGCAAACCUCAGCAGCCCUCAGCAGCCCUCAGCAGCCCUCAGCAGCCUCAGCAGCCCUCAGCAGCACUCAGCAGCCUCAGCAGCCCUCAGCAGCCCUCAACGCCCAUCAGCAGGCCGCAGCAGCCCUGAGCACCCUCAGCAGCCCUCAGCACCCUCAGCAGCCCUCAAUACCCUUAGCACCUCUCAGCAGCCAUCAGCAGCCAUCAGCAGCCUCAGCAGCCCUCAGCACCCUCACAUCAUCAGCAGCUCUCAACACCCUCAGCAGCCCUCAGGAGCCCUCGGCACCCCUCAGCACCCUCAGCAGCCUCCAGCAGCCUCCAGCAGCCAUCAACACCCUCAGUAGCCUCAAUAGCCUCAGCAGCCCUCAGCGCCCUGAGCAGCAAUCAGCAGCCCUCGGCACCCCUUGGCAACCUCAGCAUCCUCAGCAGCUCUCAACACCCUCAGCACCCUCAGCAGUCAUCAGCAACCUCAGAAGCCAUCAGCAACUUCAGCAGCCAUCAGCACCCUCAGUAGCCUCAGCACCCUUAGCAGCCCUCAACAGCCCUCAGCACCCACAGGAGCCCUCCUCAGCCCUCAGCAAACCUCAGCAGCCAUCAACACCCUCAGCAGCCUCAGCAUCCCUCAGCACCCUCAGCAGCCCUCAGCAGCCCUCAGCAGCCCUGAGCAGCCUCAGCAGCCCUGAGCAGCCCGCAGCAGCCCUCAGCAGCCUCAGCACCUGUCAGCAGCCCUCAGCACCCUCAGCAGCCCUCAGCGCCCUGAGAAGCCAUCAGCACCCCUCGGCAUCCUCAGCAUCCUCAGUGGCUCUCAACACCCUCAGGAGCCCUCAGCAGCCCUCAGCACCCUCAGAACUCUCAGCAACCCUCAGCAGCCUCCAGCAGCCUCCAACAGCUUCCAGCAGCCCUCAGCAGUCCUCAGCAGCCCUCAGCGCCCUGAGAAGCCAUCAGCAGCCCUCAGCACCCUUUGGCAUCCUCAGCAUCCUCAGUGGCUCUCAACACCCUCAGGAGCCCUCAGCAGCCCCCAGCAGCCCUCAGCACCCUCAGCAGCCUCAGCGGCCCUCAGCAGCCCUCAGCAGCCCCCAACAGCCUCCAGCAGCUCUCGGUCACCCCAGCAGCCCUCAGCAGCCAUCAGCACCCUCAGCAGCUUUAGCAUCCCUCAGCACCCUCAGCAGCCAUCAGCACCGUCAGCAACCUUCAGUAGCCUCAGCAGCCCUUAGCGCCCUGAGCAGCUAUCAGAAGCCCCCAGCAUCCUCAGCAUCCUCAGCAGCUCUCAGCACCCUCAGGAGCCCUCAGCAGCCCUCAGAGUCCUCCGCAGCCCUCAGCAGUCCCCAGCAACCCCAGCAGCCAUCAGCAGCCCUCAGCAGCCAUCAGUACCCUCAGCAGCCCUCAUCAGCCAUCAGCACCCUCAGCAGCCUCAGCAGCCCUCAGCACCCUCAGCAGAACUCAGCACCCUCAGCAGCCCUCAGCACCCUCAGCAGCCCUCAGCAACCUCAGAAGCCAUCAGCAGCCAUCAGCACCCUGAGCAGCCUCAUCACCCUUAGCAGCCUCAGCAGCCCUCAACAGCCCUCAGCACCCACAGGAGCCCUCAGCAGCCCUCAGCAAACCUCAGCAGCCAUCAGCACCCUCAGCAGCCUCAGCACCCUUAGCAGCCUCAACAGCCCUCAGCACCCACAGGAGCCCUCAGCAGCCCUCAGCAAACCUCAGCAGCCAUCAACAUCCUCAACCGCCUCAGCAGCCCUCAGCAGCCCUCAGCAGCCCUCAUCACCCUCAGCACCAAUCAGCAGCCUCAGCAGCACUCAGCAGCCAUCAACAUCCUCAGUAGCAUCAGUAGCCUCAGCAGCCCUCAGCAUCUGUCAGCAGCCCUCAGCAGCCCUCAGCAGCCCUGAGAAGCCACCAGCAGCCCUCAGCAGCCCUCAGCACCCCUUGGCACCCUCAGCAUCCUCAGCAGCCCUCAGCACCCUCAGGAGCCCUCAGGAGCCCUCAGGAGCCCUCAGCAACCCUCAGCAGCCCUCAGCACCCUCAGGAGCCCUCAGAAACCCUCAGCAGCCUCAGCAGCCCUCAGCACCCUCAGCUGCCAUCAGCAGCCCUAAGCAGCCCUCAACACCCAUCAGCAGCCCUCAGCACCCUCAGCACCUCUCAGCAGCCAUCAACAGCCAUCAACAGCCUCAGCAGCCCUCAGCACCCCCAGCAGCCCUUAGCAGCUCUCAACACCCUCAGGAGUCCUCCGCAGCCCUCAGCUACCUCAGCACCCUCAGCAGCCAUCAGCAGCCCUCAGCAGCCAUCAGUACCCUCAGCAGCCCUUAG
Salmo salar (Atlantic salmon) is the source of this 4086-nucleotide messenger RNA. The record is from RefSeq and is a predicted model, not a curated record. NCBI's taxonomy places the organism in Eukaryota, Metazoa, Chordata, Actinopteri, Salmoniformes, Salmonidae.